This is a messenger RNA of Melampsora larici-populina 98AG31, 1092 nucleotides long. RefSeq lists its product as uncharacterized. Bases 1 to 1092 code for a protein of 363 amino acids. The transcript is spliced from 3 exons. NCBI's taxonomy places the organism in Eukaryota, Fungi, Basidiomycota, Pucciniomycetes, Pucciniales, Melampsoraceae. The record is from RefSeq and is a predicted model, not a curated record.
AUGCUUUCACCAAAGCCGAAAGCCGAUCCAAGGAGAGUUGUUUGUCAGUGCCAGAGUCAUGGCUGUUACAAAAGCUUCUAUAUCGAUGCCCAUGGAAACUCUCAGCAAGGUGUGGAGGUUCUCCCAGCGACUAAAGAAUCGCAUACCCGUGCCGACUUGCGAUCACAAAUCGAGUCAACAUCUGCAGGAGCAAUUGAACACCAAUCAAGCUCAACUGAAUCACCUUCGGUCGAUCAGACAGACCAGCUUGUCGCACAUCUAACCCGUCUAGGUUUGGGUUCAUCUAGAAACUCGAAAGAGCGAAAUCCUGCGGUGAACACAAUGAAUAGAUCUGUGUCGGCACCCACCCAUCAUCUUUUGCUUAAUCAACCUCAAAACGAUCAAUUGUGUGAACCAUCCACAUCCAAUUCAAAGGAACCGGGACAGAAUAUGGAGGAAACAUCACCAUCAAGCCAUAUACGAUCUGACAUCCCUCCAGUGACUCCCUCGCGCAACAAACCACCAUUUUUAGAUCCUGAUGUAUGCAACGCGGCGGAUUCAGCAAGACAAAAUGGGUUACGGCAAUAUGACACUAAUCGCUUUCACGACUUCACGCUAUCAUCCUUCAAUCCAGUGUGCCUUCACAUUGCACUCACUGCCGUCAUUAUCAAUGUGUUCGAUCACGCGUCAAUGUUAACAUCGGCCUGGUUAAUGGAUAUGAUGCGCAUAUCGGUGGAACUUUUGAUCAUGUAUGGUCUAGUGACAAAAAAGGACGCCACGCCACUCACUCUUGCUGAAAUUCCGAUUUUUCGACGGUUGCCUCGUACCAUUACCACUGCGAUUGGAUGGCUUCAAAUAGACCCUUCACUAAUUUAUAUGAAUUGCUGCAGAAGCUGUUUUGCUCUUUAUUCUCUGGCCAAAACACCGACUUGGUGCAAUUAUCGAAUUCGAAAUGUUCCUGGGGGACCUUCUGAUCCAUCUGAUGCAAAUGUCGAGAUUGCAACUGAAAUUGGAGAGGCCCCAGACGUGCAAGAGGAAGAUCUUAAAGAAGAAACCUGCGGAGAGCCUCUACUACGGUUCUCCCGAGCUGCGACGAUUUUGGUCUAUGACUGA